AAUAGUUGUUGGAAACCAAAAACCCAAAACCCUUGAAAUACAAUCAAUGCUACCAAAAACCCAGAAGAGAACAACAACCCAAUCCGCCAUUGAUGACAGUACCAACACCUCCAUCCAAGCUUUUCUUUCCAACUAGUCUGUUCUUCUGUCUAUUCACUUAGUUAUGAUGAUUGCACUUCGUCUUCGUUAUCCCACCAAGGUUCGGAGUCUAUUAUCACCAUUUCAGAGUUUCAAAUUGAUCCCCUUCUCUUCAUCUACGGCCUCUGCUAACCCUACCUCUUCCAACUCAACCGAAAGCUGUAUCGGACUCUACAACCACAUCCUCAAAUCUCAACGCCCUUCUUCGAUCACAUGGCGGAAGGAGUUUUCCAAUUCCGCCAGCUUUAUUGGCACUGUGACUCAACCGGUUAAGGUGUUUAGCUCUGACGAUCGAUUUUGUGCUUACACUGUUCUGAACGUCAGUAGCUCCAAUCAAUCAAAUGCUCCUCUUUGGGUAGUGUUGAACAUGAGGGAUGAGAUGGGAAAACUAUGUCUUAAUCAUUUGAAACCGAAUGAUAUCAUUUAUGUUUCUGGUCCUUUAAGGACUUACACAAAGGCUGAUCAGAGUGGCAACCUCAGUCUACGCUACAAGGUUAUAGUGAAGGAGUUGAAUUAUGUGAUGCAAAGAUGUGGUUCAGCUAGUCGAAAGAACGAAGAACAAGAAUCCGACGAAGGCCAAACAAUUCUUGAGAAGUACAAAAACCGUCUACACUUGUGGCAAGUGUUUUUCGCCAACCCAUAUGAAUGGUGGGACAAUCGAAAACACAAAAUAAGCAAUCCUUUACUCCCUGAUUUUAAGCACAAGGAUACUGGUGAAUCUCUUUGGUUAGGCCGAAAUGAUCCUCCAUGGAUUAAGAAACAGCUUGAAAAAGUUGACUCAGCUAUGGCAGAACAUGGUCCAGUUGAUAGAAUAGGACGCCGAGCUCGUGUUUCUGAGUGGGAGUAUGAUUCGUAGCCGUAAGGACGAGGUGUUGAAAAAGAAAGAGUGGUAGCAUUACAGCCCGGCCUAAGUGCAUGAAGUUUAUGUCCUUGCUUGCUCCAUUGAUGAAGGCAAACUAGCUAUCACAGUACAGUAUUUUAAACACUGUAAAUAUUUGACAGGUUUUUGUUUAUACUGUAAAUUCCUUGUAUACUUUUUCUUUUUUUCUUUCUUGUAAUUUAAGUUCUUUGUGUACUAAUUAUACUUGAGACAUGGAGAAGAGUGUAUUACUGAUAGAAACAAAUAACUAAACAUUGUUUUUUUUUUCUUGUUCAAUUACAAUAAAGUUUGAAUCAUCUCACCUUUAAAGGGAUAAUUAGAUUUUUGACAAUA
This is a messenger RNA of Cannabis sativa, 1351 nucleotides long. RefSeq names its product protein OSB1, mitochondrial-like. NCBI's taxonomy places the organism in Eukaryota, Viridiplantae, Streptophyta, Magnoliopsida, Rosales, Cannabaceae. Gene Ontology annotation, biological process: positive regulation of helicase activity; mitochondrial DNA replication. Gene Ontology annotation, molecular function: single-stranded DNA binding. Bases 164 to 994 code for a protein of 276 amino acids. The transcript is spliced from 4 exons. The record is from RefSeq and is a predicted model, not a curated record. Gene Ontology annotation, cellular component: mitochondrial nucleoid.